Molecule: messenger RNA, 904 nt
Organism: Pelobates cultripes (western spadefoot toad)
Lineage: Eukaryota; Metazoa; Chordata; Amphibia; Anura; Pelobatidae
Source: the annotation of a GenBank genome assembly
AUGCAGUCUGCCAGUGCUGAUUUAGCUGACCACCCUAUCCCCCCUAGGGGCACCAUAGGCUCUGUUUCCCAGGCUGACCCUAGCCUCAUAGGCUCUGAGGAGUUCCAAAGCCUCCUGGAUGCCACUAUGUCAAACUCCAUUAGCAAGGCCAUCUCCUCUGCCAUGAGAGCUAUGUCCUCCAGUAUCUCACAGUCCAUCUCCCAGGCCCUUAGGCAGGCCCUCCCUGGGCCAGGACUGUCUCCCAUUUCCCCUGAAGGGACUACUGCAGGACGUAAGGCGCUUGGCAAGUGCAAACACGCUAUUGACCCCCCCCCAUGCCCAAGUAAAGCCUGGUUUCAUUGACACGCCUCAGGCUGUCAAUGAUGGCACGCAACAACCGCGCAAUAGAGCUACUGGCCGGGCUACGGCGGCCAGAGAGUGGAAACGGGCACGGGCCCAUGAUUUAUUGUCUGAUUCAGACGAGGAUGGGGAGGAAGGGUCAGAUGACCAGUUCUCAGAUCCCUACGGGGACGAGACCUCAGGAGACGCGGAUCUCCCUGGAACACAAUUCCCUUCCAGACCGGCUCAGGCCAAAGCACAGUCGGGGGCUCCUGAGACAGAGUCAACCCGUGACGCUAAGGAUACCCUGGCAUUUGAUCCAGACAAUCUCAGACACCCUCGCUCCGCUAAAUGGGAGCCCGCUGAGCACAUAGCUCAAUACCUGGCCCUCAGAGUCCGCAAAUCCCUCUCACAAGAGGGUCGUAACAAACUAAGGGCGGAAUGCCCCCGCCCUAACAUACCCGAUGCAGUGGCAAAAAACCCUGAAGUGAAGACUGGUUGGAAGCCCAAAACGGGCCUAGACUACUCGCUGCGCAACUGUCAUGACAAGUUCCUCGACACUCUGGACCCAGUCACCAAGCUGUAA